GGGGCGGUGACGCACACACUUCCGCGGGGGCGGGGCACGCUGCUGCCGGGCCGGGCCGGGCAGGGCCGGGCCGUUGGACUCACGUGCUAGAGAUGAUGUGGGAGCUGCUGGUUGCUCUGGGUCGGCUCCGGCCCCGGCUGGGGCCCCGGUGGGAAGCAGCCCGACGCGGGGCCUCCGCGGCCUCCUCGUCCUCCCGCCCCGCGGCAGGCGGCGCCGGGGUCCGGGCGCUGGUCUAUGCGCAGCACGGGGAGCCGGUCAAGGUCGUGGAACUGAAGAACCUGGAGCUAAGGCCUCUGGGCAAAUCCGAUGUCCGGAUGAAGAUGCUGGCAGCCCCUGUCAAUCCAGCUGACAUAAAUAUGAUCCAAGGGAGCUACGGCAUCCUUUCCGAGCUGCCCGCUGUCGGAGGGAAUGAAGGGGUCGGCCAGGUGGUAGAAGCGGGCGGUGCGGUGACGGGAGUAAAACCUGGGGACUGGGUGAUCCCAGCUGACCCCGGUUUCGGAACCUGGCGGACUGAGGCUGUAGUCAGCGGAGAGUCCGUGAUCAAGAUCCCAAGCGACAUUCCCCUGCUUUGUGCAGCCACCCUGAGCAUAAACCCCUGCACUGCAUAUAGGAUGCUGUCGGACUUCGAGCAGCUGCGACCAGGAGACUCUGUCAUCCAGAACGCAGCCAACAGUGGAGUGGGGCAAGCAGUCAUUCAGAUUGCCGCAGCCUUGGGCCUGAGGACCAUCAACAUUGUCCGAGACAGGCCAGAUCUCCAGAAGCUGACAGACAGACUGAAGAGCCUGGGGGCCGACCAUGUCUUCACAGAGGAGGCCAUGAGAAAGCCAGAGAUGAAAGACUUCUUCAAGAACUUUCCUCGGCCUCAACUUGCACUCAACUCUGUCGGUGGGAAGAGCUCCACAGAACUGAUACGACACCUGGGGCACGGCGGCACCAUGGUGACCUAUGGAGGGAUGGCCAAGCAGCCGGUCACAGCCUCAGUGAGCUCAUUCAUUUUUAAGGACAUCAAGCUCCGGGGCUUCUGGAUGUCUCAGUGGAAGAAAGACCACGGUACAGACAAGUUCAAGGAGUUGAUCCUCACCCUGUGUGACUUCAUCCGCCGAGGGCAGCUCACGGCUCCGACCUGCUCUGAGGUCCCCCUGCAGGAUUACCGGGUAGCUCUGGAGGCCUCCAUGAAGCCCUUCAUUUCCUCAAAGCAGAUUUUCACCAUGCAGUGAGCCAGGAGGAUGAGUAACUGGGCAUCAUGAACCAGUGGUAGAGGGUGCAGCAGGCCCUUCAUCUCCUGUAUCAGCCCUUGGCCACGUGCUGUCUCUGCCACAGCCUCUCUCUGGAACAGUGCUGCCCCCCAAGGCGGGCCUGAUUCUGAGAUCAGGAAACAGAGGCCUUUACGCCAUCUCCUGGGCACCAGCCCUGGGCUUCACUAAUAAAGUGUGAUUGCCAGCGUCUUAAACAGGAAGCAGUCCUUUCCCGCUGGGUAGCAGGGUGCUGACUAUUUGGAGGCAUCCACAUGAUCUCACUUUGCCUUUCCCCACUUACUGCCCAGCAUGGAGAGUCUUAAAAGUACCAGAAGUUUGGCCUGCAGGGGAGGGUGCCACGUGACCCAGCUCUGAGCUUUAUGGUUAGGAGCAAGGUGGGCAUAUGACCUAUGGGGGCUGUAUAUGAUAUGCUGAGGGCUAGGACAUAAUCCUGGAAGCCAGAGGUGGUCAGGCCUCAGUAUAUAUGUCCUCUAGAUGCUGGUCCACCCUCUGGAAGAGGAUGGAUAGGUUGAAAGUUAGGGAUUAGAGUUCCCUGCCUCAGUCUUGAUGGGGAGAGCAGAGUGUCUCUAGGUCUACUCCAUCUCCCAACACCUUCCUUGACUUUAUAACAUCAUAAUCUUUGUGGCCUCUCUCCUCAGACUCAGGGCUGCCUGGUUAGACUGGAGGUGAAGAGAACAGUUAGAACUCACUGGGGUAUGGGCAGUAGGUAUGGGAAGGAACGGAGACUGAGGUAGAAUUGACAGGUCUUGUAGAACACUGAAUAUUAUCAGGUGGCAUGGGAGGGAAAGUAAGUUAAUAACUAGAAAGUCAAAUCAAAGAAGCAGAUUUGGGGAGAAAGAUGAUGAAUUUGGUUUGGGACAUUUGGUGUUUGAAGUGUUGAUGAGACAUCCAGCUGGAGCUGCCCAUUAGACCCUUGGGAAUGUAAGGCAAGACUAUGGGAGGGUGACCAGAGCUGGAAUGUUGAUUUUGAGUCAGCUCCAUAGUGGAAACCUCAGGAGCAGAUAAGAGCCAAGGGGAAGGGGUAGAAAGGAAAGAAGGUCAGAGAAGCUUUUAUAAGAUCCAAGCACUUCUCCAGCCAGAGCAUAGGAUUCCAGCAUUCCAUGAAGCUUUAAUGAGAUUUCUGCAAGAAUUCCAGUGGUAUUUUCCCCUCUAAAACUUCCAAACCUGGAAUGAUGGAAUGAUGCAUGUAUCCAAAUGCCCAUUGCAUAUGGCAGUUUGCAGAACACAAUCAGCUGGAUUUCCUCUCAUUUCUCUUUACGUUUGCCCUGACUAGGGUUUAAUCCUUUUCCUUUUGUGACAGUCUGGAGAAGCCUAUGGAUCCCUUCAUGAAAUUACAAAGGAAACCAAUUAUACUCAAGUAUAAUUAUCAGAAUACUUAAAAAAAAAUCACAGAGCCCAAGUUAAGCCCUCCUAUCCUAAAGCCACUCCCCAUCUUCCAGACAAGCAUUUAUUUAGAGACCAACACAUUUCAAGCCUUGAGUUGUUUCAUGGCCAAAUUAGAUUAGUUCAGGAAUCAGCCUAUGUCUAGGGAACCAAAAUGAAAGAUCAGAAAAGUUAGAGACAUUUGAGAAGUAGGAGAAAGUGACGUCACAAACAAAGGAUGGGAUGUUUGGUGGAAUAGAAAUGCUGUCAGGAGGGCAUGGGGAAUGGAGACUGAGCCAUUGCGUUUGACAAUGGGGUUGUCAUUCCUGAAGAUGGAAACCAGCUUGCCUGAGUUUGAGGAGUGAGUGGGUGUUCAGAACAUACAGAAAGCGAGCAAAAAGAUUUUUUUAAACUUACCGGCAGUUCACGAAGGGGAGGUGAGAUUUAAGAUACUGCUUGAGAGGGUAGUAGGAUCAGACGAAAGUGGGUAUGGUUUUGUUUUCAAAUGAAAAAUGUGUGUGUGUGUGUGUGUGUGUGUGUGUGUGUGUGUGUGUGUAGCCCACAGGAGACAAAUUGAAAGAGAUGAUAAAUGAAGUUGUCACUCAUUUCAUUCAGCCAGCAUUUGUUAAUCAAAGCCUCUCCAGAGUAAUUUUGGACAGAGGAAAGAGAUGACUCCCAGGAAAGGCUUUGUGUUAGGUAGCUGAGCCUUGAAGGAUGCUAGGAAAUCUACGAGGCAGAGGUGAGAAUGGAGUGUGGUCCAGGUAUGAGGUUUAGCCGGGGCAAAAGGGGAGAGAUGGGAGGUGAAAUGUGGUAUGUGGGGGAACAGCAGGGACACCAGUUUGGCUGGAUCCUAAAAUGCAUGAGGGGAAAGAUUAUGAAGGCUGUAAAAACAGACUGCAGCCAGAUGGUGAAAGGCUUUUCAUGCCAGGCUGAGGCACUAGGGAGCCCCUGAAGCUUCUUGAGCAGGGGGACAAAAUGCUUAGGCAGUUCAGGAAUGGAAAUUGAGAAUUCAAACCACUUGUUGCCCAGGACUGAGGAUGAACAAAGCUUGAACAGAAGAAAGUUGGGGAUGGGAAGACAGAGGAAGGAAAGAGAGGGCUGAUUUGAGGGUGGUAGUGAGCGAGUUGAAGGGUCUGGUUCUGGAUCCCAGGCUGGAUAGGGAGGGAAAUGGAAAUAAAACUGAUUUGAGAGCCUGGUCAACUGGGGAGCAAAGAUCAGGAGAUUAUAAUGAGGCGAAACAAGAUUGGGAAGCAGUGGGAGAGCUGGGAGGACAAUAUAUUGUGUUCUGAAUUAUUGUCAUAAAAAUAGCGAGCAUCUAUAGAAUGCUUUAAGGUUUGCAAAGCCCUCUCCAUGUCCUCUCAAUCCUCACAACAGUCCUGUGACGUCAGAGCUAUUAUCUCCAUUUGACAGAUGAGGAAACUGAGGCUGAGAGGUUAAGUGACUUGCCCUGGGUCACACAACUAAUUAAGUUUGUGUGGCACCACUUGAACUUGAGCCAUCCUGACUUCAAACCCAGCAUGGUAUACACUGUGCCACCUAGGUGAGUUGAAAAUCAUAAAUCUAAAGGUGGAUAGGACUUUAGAGGUCACCUUCCUUAGGUCAGACUCCCUAAAUAUACAAAUAAGGAAACAGAUCCACCAAGGUUAAGCCAAAAAUCAUACCGGGUAGAGAGUCCCUCGUUCCUCCCAGAGACACCUAGUACCAGCCUGUGGUUUGGAUUUUCCCUGAAGGAUUAACGUCCUUGAAGAGCUGCUGAGCAGGUAUUCCUCUCCCUGUCAGACCUGUACUUCUGAGUCAUCCUCCAACGAGGAUACUUACUAUACAGGAGCUAUGAGGGCAUCCUUUUUUCUUUCCUUCACAAAAUAUGUACUAGGAAAUGCCCUCCUCUCUCUAGGUCCAAUUUUUGAAUGCUUGAACUUGAGCCAAAUGGGUACGACCCUGUUUCUGCUGUGAGCUUCUGCAGGAACACUCUGUGCUCCAAUGGGUACUUUCCCUCCAGCUAAGAAAAUCCACCCUCAGGAAUACAAGUUUCCAAUCCAUGCUCAGCAGCAGAUCUUGAACAUUUCCCAAAGGAUGGAGAAUCCAAAGUAUGGCCAUGCCAGAUGGGUGGGCAUAAUGGGGUGAAGAUGGGGUGAAGGUCACUGGAGUUAGGAAGCCCAGAAAUGGUGAGAGCAAGGUGUUUGAGAAGUUCAUUAACAUAGUGCAUUGAGGUUCCUGAGGGUGCUGGCAGAAGGGAGACGGUAGGGAAGGCAAAGAAUGUCCCAGUGAUUGGGCCCUGGCGGCAAUGGGAGAAAGAUGCAUCUAAGUGGCUUGUUCCCUAAAAUAAUUAAACUUGCACUUGGCUCGCAGAGGGUUGUUUCUACUACAACCAAUUAGGUAGAAGGAACAUGGAGAUAGAUUUUGAGCCCAUAAUUAGGGAAAAGUGCCAAAAAGAAAGAGGCAGUUUAUCUUGGUCAGUAGAGUGCUGGGCUUAGAAUCAGGAAGCCCUGGCCUCAUAUCUCACUACUAACACCAGCUGGGUGAUCAUGUGUAACAAGUCUGUCUCUCUGUCUCAGUUUCCUUCUCUGUAAAAUGAGGUAUUCCAUAAUACCCAUUAUGCCCACCUCACAGAGUUGUUUUGAAAAUCAAAUAAGAUAAUGUCUCUAAAGUAUUAUAUAAAUAUCAAUUAUAAACCAUCAGAGCUUUCCAGAAGUGGAAUGAGCUACCUCGUGAGAUACCAAGUUUGCCAUCCCUGGAGAUGUUUAUAUAGAGAAGCAGGAUUGUCAGGAAUGUUGUAGAUGGGGGUCCUGCUUGGUUGUGGAUUGGGCCAGAUGAUUUAAGAAGAGAUUGGGAUUAACAGAUGCAAACAGUGCUCUGUCCCCCUGACCUCUUCCUUCAAACCCCAGGGUAAUUGAGGCAGGGAGAAAGGCACAGAUUAUCCCCAGGCCAUCAGGAUGGCUGCUAACCCAGGUUGAGUUGGGACUAGGUGAGAAAUUUUCAGGAGUUAGUUAACUUUGUAUCUGAGGCUGCCCCCUGCCCCUUUUCAGAAUCUCUUCUUCCUUCCUCUGGGCAAGCCUCUCAGAUCGAAAGGAAUAAAGGCAGUGUGGAACCAUGAAAAAAAAACGCUAAAUCCAGAGUCCGAAAACCUAGGUUCAAAUAUUACCUGUGAUCUUAGGAGGCCCUCAGCCUCUCUGGGCCUCUAUAAAACAAGGAAAUUGGACUAAGUAGCUUUUAAGGGCCCUUCCAGCACUAGAUUCAUGAUCCUGUGAAACUGGCUAUGGGGUUCCAGGUGUCAUGACAAAUGGGAGAGGGGUCAAGGUAGCCUUAGCCUGGGAAGGCCUGCCCCUUCAGAUUUGCCCUCAGCAAAACAGGUUAAGGGAGGUGAGGGGUGGCAAUAGCACACAAGGGAACUCCUCUUCAGCAGGGGCCUGGCCCACGUGGCUCCGUCAGCCAGCUCUUCAUUGACUGUACUGGCCACUUUGAAACCUGACCGUUCUUCCACCUGAAAUAAGGGACCACCUUCCCCCAUGUACCCAUCAACUCCUACCCUACUGAGAUUUACAGUACCUUAGGUAAAUAAAGUACUGUUCCAUUUGCAAAGCA
Messenger RNA from Trichosurus vulpecula (common brushtail), 6200 nucleotides. RefSeq names its product mitochondrial trans-2-enoyl-CoA reductase (gene MECR). Gene Ontology annotation, cellular component: mitochondrion. Bases 93 to 1217 code for a protein of 374 amino acids. Gene Ontology annotation, biological process: fatty acid metabolic process. The transcript has 10 exons. The record is from RefSeq and is a predicted model, not a curated record. Lineage: Eukaryota; Metazoa; Chordata; Mammalia; Diprotodontia; Phalangeridae. Gene Ontology annotation, molecular function: trans-2-enoyl-CoA reductase (NADPH) activity.